UUUCUGUUUUGUCAAGUGCUCGCCUUUCGAGAAAUCAAUUUUCAAUCAGCAACGAAUCUUGCGGCCCCUCGAGCAUAUCUGUCUCAAUAACCACCUCUCAACUCAAAACCCAUCACGAUGUUGCUCUUCAAGCCUCCGCCGUAUCAGGUGCACGAAUCUUUCGACGCGCUUCAGACUUCACCUACAAGCCAACGCAAUCAGCAGUUACUUCAUCUUGCGCCUCCCUCAAAGAUUAUCUCUUCCUCUUCGGCCUGCCCUCUACCACGACCACGUUGGCGGUACCUCUUGUUUUUCACACUUGCUAGCUUUAUAAUCUGGGUCACUGUCGUUUCGCCUCACAUCAGUAUCCAGUCUUGGAACGCGUCCACCACAUUGCUCCAGGACUCAGCUAUUGUCAACUGGGCAUCGAAAUCCUCAGCGGCGGCACUUGAUAUCAAAAACUGGUUGAGACCCAACUCUGUGGAUACUUCCCACCGCUCAGACUACCACGACCUCGAUGCCGACAUCCUAACUCCGUUGAAAACCAAUCCCUUUUCGGAAGACAUCACUUCUCCCUCUAGGACUGCACCAACUUCGAGCUCCAAGAAGAUUUUGGGUGAAUCAUCGAGUCUGCUUCCGAUGUCUGAUAGAAUCCGGCCCAAGAAAAAACCAGCGCAGCGACGGCCCGAGCUACCCGCCUUCAAGCCACGUCCAGACAUUUCCUAUGAGAACGUCCGGCCGUCUCCUCAUGAGUUAACAGAAGAUCAAGCGACAUCUGAAAAUUCUCGCUUCUUUACUUAUCUUCCUCAUUCUGGGUUUCACAAUCAACGGAUCGAACUCCAAAAUGCUUUUCAGCUUGCUCGACUCCUAAACCGAACAUUGAUCUUGCCUCAGCUGAGACUCGGUCGAGCAUUGGCAUGGUCUGGCUCCGACGAGCUCAUCAAGACUUACGAGCGUGAAAUGAAGAAUUUUCAUUUCGAUUGCAUUGGCCACAAACUUUCCAGUGGCCAAUCUCCAAGCACACCAGAAGAAUGCCAGAAUUACUCAGAUUGGACCGCGGUACAAGUAGAUUACCUCAUGGAUGUGCAAGAGAUCGUCAAGCAACAGCCUGUGGUCGAUCAGCUUGAUGUCCGCGAAUCUUGGUUUUGGGACGCACUGCAACUCAACGAAGGAGAUUGGUAUAGCGUGCAAGACAACACGCGUUACAGUUAUCAAAUAUUUGAGUCAAAAUUGACGGCGAAGCCCUUGCAUGACAAAUACCAAUAUCGCCUGAAUGUUGAUGAUCUCAAAAGUUAUGGCCACGUAAAACUAUUGAGUGUUGGCUCCUUGUUCGGUAGCAAUAGAAUGAUCCUCGAGAGCCAGGAAGCGAACUCAUGGAAAAAAAAGCUAGCCGCCUCGCAGCUUCCUAGUGUACCAAUCCUUCGUUCAAUUUCGGACCAAGUCGCUCAACAGCUCGGAGGACGAGGCAAUUACAUCGGUUUGCACCUGCGAGUGGGAGAUCUGUACUUCAGGAGACAAGCCGCGAAAUCCAUGCCGAAAGUCUUUGAGAAACUGUGUUCAGAAGUUUUACACCUUAGCCAAGAGAAAAUCGAUCAGCUAGUACAUAGCCACGAGCAAUCCUUCACGUCGAAAAACGGUCAGAAACAUGAACCUCGGUCCUUCUUGGAAGUUCCCCGCGACUCAAAUCCCAAAAUUCAAGAUGAUAUUCAAGAAGAUCACUAUCAGUCUUGGAAUCAAUACGAAGAUGAAGAGGACGGUCUAAUCGCUCAAGCCGACUCUGUAACUGCUCCCUCACUCUCACAAGACAACAUAAAACUAGAGGUUCCACUUUCUCUUUCACCAGACCACUUGCCUCUAACUAGACGGAGCUCAAUCUACUCAGCCCACCGUGCCGGUGCAGUCGACAACAUGAAAUGUCGAGGACAGUUGUAUACUGACCCCGAGUUACAGCACCUCAACAUCCCAAUCUACAUCGCCACCGACGUCGCACAGCCUAUGGAUCACAUCCACCUUUCAAUAUUUUUCAAAUCCUUCCCUUGUGUCUUUACACUAUCUGAUCUCAUCUCUCCUGAAGCUGGAACCAACGUCAGAAAUCUAGAGAAUAUUCGAAGUGGGAAUGACGGACUUAAGCUCAAACACUUUUUAACUCCAAUGCUCGAUGCUAUCGUUGCUGCUAAAGACACCUCAGAUGCUGAUAUUCAAGCUGCUCCGGCGCGAAAGCUAUCUGGACCCGGCAUGUCUCGGAUACUUGUGCCCGAGGACACCCAGGGGCUCAAGCCCGAGCCAAUCAUAUUGGGCUGA
Molecule: messenger RNA, 2280 nt
Organism: Melampsora larici-populina 98AG31
Lineage: Eukaryota; Fungi; Basidiomycota; Pucciniomycetes; Pucciniales; Melampsoraceae
Exons: 4
Coding region: 118-2280 (720 amino acids)
Source: RefSeq, a predicted model, not a curated record